Messenger RNA from Chara braunii, 1698 nucleotides. NCBI's taxonomy places the organism in Eukaryota, Viridiplantae, Streptophyta, Charophyceae, Charales, Characeae. The record is from the annotation of a GenBank genome assembly.
CUCAAGAUGGAGGGCACAUCGAGCUUGGAGGUCAUGCCGAAGCAGCUCAUCCCUUGUAACGGAACUCGUAUCGAGCGAGCGAUGUUCCCCUCCACUUUUGUUUUUGGGAUGGCGACUGCGGCAUACCAGGUUGAGGGAGCCUUUGACGAGGACGGAAGGGGCCUAAGUAUUUGGGACGUUUUCGCACGCAUUCCUGGUAAAGUUAAAAAUGGAGCCAAUGGCAGCGUGGCCUGCGACCAAUAUCAUCGUUAUGAGGAAGACGUGGCCCUUUUGGCGGACAUGGGAAUCGAUGCCUAUCGUUUCUCAAUAUCUUGGUCUCGUAUCUUUCCUUUAGGAUCAGGUACAGUGCCCAAUCCAGGAGGUAUCGCGUACUACAACCGCCUCAUUGACGCGCUGCUCGAGGUCGGCAUCGAGCCCUGGGUCACUCUCUAUCACUGGGACUUGCCACAGGAGUUGCACGAAUCUUACGGUGGCUGGCUUAGUGAGAAAUCUGUUCACGACUACCAGAUGUAUGCGGAAACCUGUUUCGCCGCCUUUGGUGACCGAGUUAAACAUUGGCUGACAUUUAACGAACCUUUGUCGUUCGUGGUCUUGGGCUAUGGAUGCGGCAUCCAUGCCCCAGGUCUUCCCAACACUGCUCGUCCUCCUUCUGCUCCUCCCUCCUCCUCUCCUGAAGUGGAUGCUGGGAUCCCCGAUCCUUACAUCGUUGGCCACAAUGUCCUUCGAGCACAUGCCGCUGCUGUUGAUGUAUAUCGCCGACUGUAUCAGUCUCAUCAGGGAGGAAAAAUUGGCAUAGUCUUGGACUCUGUAUGGGCUAUGCCGUUGUCGGACACCGCCGCUGACAAAGAAGCAACCGAAAGGCAUCGCCUCUUCACAUUAGGCUGGUUCCUUGAACCCGUUAUUAGGGGUUGUUAUCCUGAUGUCAUGCAGAAGCGCAUGGGCCACAAGUUGCCUUCGUUCACUGCUGAGGAAAGUGCAUUGCUACGAGGAUCUAUUGACUUUCUAGGGCUCAAUUUCUACACCUCGCUGUAUAUCGCAGAUUGUCCUGCGUGCAUGUUGACUCCUCCUGUCUUUUACGUGGAAGCUGCAGCAGGUGUGUCAACGUCGCGUGUCAGGGAUGGGCAAUGCGUAGGGGAACGGGCGGCCUCUUCAUGGCUGUACAUCACCCCCGACGGAAUUGCGGAGCUCGCGCUGUGGAUCACGAAGACGUACGACGCUCCUGUCAUUUAUGUCACCGAGAAUGGCAUGGACGAGGAAGACAAUCCUGAUCUUCCAUUGCAGGAGAGCCUGCAUGACCCCAAGAGGGUGCAGUUUUAUAAUGACUACCUUUUAAGUCUGUCCAGUGCAAUUAGUAAGGGAGCUCGUGUGAAAGGGUACUUUGCCUGGUCCUUCAUGGAUAAUUUUGAGUGGGCGGAGGGGUACACGAAGAGAUUUGGGGUGCACUACGUUGACUUCAGGAACGGUCAGACACGCUACUGCAAGAUGUCCGCUCACUGGUGGUCUGACUUCCUCAAGGGGAAUCAGCUGGAAGAACUCUAUGCCAAGGAAAAGGGCAGGGUCCUAAAGGAAGACACUGAAAGAGCAUAAUGUGUGGCAUGGCUUAGACCUUAGACUCUAGGGUAGGGUAGGGAUAUAAGUCGCUCCAGCUAGUCUGAGUUCCGCCUACAGUCUUCCCCCAAACAAAACGCACGUAUGCAC